AUGAUAAAGGGCACACACUACACAGUUCAACGUACCUACUAUUCUUCCUUGAAGCACAACAGCAGCAUGCUGAUUGAGAUAGCAAGUUCUUCAUCUUCAGCAGCCUCAGCAGCAGCAGCAACUACAUUCUUAGUGCUGUGGAGAUAUUCGGCUCUCGAGAAUUUUGUCCAAAAUUCCUUAUUAAGGCUUAUCAAACAUAGAUUGUACUUAUCCACUUCAAUCAGCUCAACCAAGCAACCAAGCGCACAAUCAUGCAAAACUACUAAUCUUGGUCUUAAGACUCCGGGAACUCCCGGGCUGUUGACUGAAGACUUCAACUUGGCACGCUUCACUAGUUGCCCAUCCGCCAUAGCAAACACCACAGGGAAAAGACGGCCUGAGCAUGACGAGCUUCGCCGAAGUGACGGGGUACAAGGAACCAUGGAUCCCGAAUGGUAG
Molecule: messenger RNA, 438 nt
Organism: Striga asiatica
Lineage: Eukaryota; Viridiplantae; Streptophyta; Magnoliopsida; Lamiales; Orobanchaceae
Source: the annotation of a GenBank genome assembly